GACAGCGGCCCGCCACGGGCUGCCGCAACUGCCUGCCGUGUCGCCGCAUCCAGGGACCGCCGGGCGGCGGAGAGCAGCUUAUGAAACAUGGAGGCCGGCUCAGUGGUUCGAGCCAUCUUUGACUUCUGCCCUAGUGUCUCAGAAGAACUGCCCCUCUUUGUGGGAGAUAUUAUUGAGGUGUUGGCAGUGGUGGAUGAAUUUUGGCUUCUAGGAAAGAAAGAGGAUGUUACAGGACAGUUCCCCAGUAGCUUUGUGGAAAUUGUGACCAUUCCCAGUCUAAAAGAGGGAGAGAGACUGUUUGUCUGUGUCUGUGAAUUUACAUCCCAGGAACCCAACAGUCUUCCCCUCCAUCGAGGUGACCUUGUGAUUCUCGAUGGCGCUCCCACUGCUGGCUGGCUGCAGGGCCGAAGCUGCUGGGGUGCCCGGGGCUUCUUCCCCUCCUCAUGUGUUCGGGAGCUCUGCCUCUCUUCACAAAGCCGGCAGUGGCACUCACAGAGCACCCUGCUCCAGAUUCCUGACUAUUCCAUGGGACAAGCCCGGGCACUGAUGGGACUGUCCGCCCAGCUGGAUGAGGAGCUGGACUUCAGAGAAGGGGACGUGAUUACCAUCAUCGGAGUUCCUGAGCCAGGCUGGUUUGAAGGGGAACUAGAGGGUCGAAGAGGCAUUUUCCCAGAAGGUUUUGUAGAGCUUUUGGGGCCCUUGAGGACUGUGGAUGAGUCGCUAAGUUCUGGAGAUCGCAGUGACUGCAUUAUUAAUGGUGAAGUCGAUACCCCUACAGAGGAAGAGGAGAGGGGGCCAGAAGAGGAGGACAAGCAACCAGGGGCCUACGGAAUUGCCCUCUACAGGUUCCAAGCCCUGGAGCCGAAUGAGUUGGAUUUUGAGGUGGGUGAUAAAAUCCGCAUUCUGGGGACCCUGGAAGAUGGCUGGCUGGAAGGAUCACUGAAGGGCAGAACAGGCAUCUUUCCUUACCGGUUUGUAAAGUUAUGUCCUACAACACGGGUGGAGGAAACCAUGGACCUGCCACAGGAAAGCAGCCUUACCGGGGUCCCCGAAACAUCUUUGGAAUGCUCAGAGAACGCAUUAGUAGAGGAAAAAGGAUACGAAUCUCAUGAGUAUAAAGCAGAGAAGUCCAACUGUGUUAUUUCUGAAACAUCCGCUUCUCCCCCAGAUCACCUGACCUCUGAGUAUGGAGUAAACAGAAUCUCUCAUCAGGAUGGGGACUCCUCUGGAGAACCCCAGAGAAGCCCAGGCACGGGGCACGAACAGCCUCUUGCCAAAGACUCUUCCAUGAAGGAUCCUUCCGAGGUGGUCAAUGGUGUUUCCCCCCAACCCCACAUACCUUUUCAUCCCCAAUUGCAGAAAAACCAGUAUUAUUCUAGAGCAGGAGGGAGCCACCCAAGCUCAGAGCAGUUCUCUGACCCUGUUCCUCGAGAAACAAGGACUAGAGACUAUUCCAGCCUACCUUCCAGAAGAACAUACUCCCAGCCGAAAAGCCUUACGAAGCCAGUGCCUCCUCUUCACAGCAGCCUUUCUCUUUCAGCCCCGACGGGGAUCAGACCUGGUCAGGCGAGCCCUCAGCUCCAGGGCAUGGCAAGGUGUGCUAAAAAGCACCACACACCCAAAGAAGAAAAUGCUUCUUGCUUUUGUUCUGCCUCGGAGGGAUUGGAGAUGAAGCCUGGUCUGCAAGACAAAGCACCCUCCAUGGAAGCAGUGGCACUUCCACAGGGAGAGGGCAACAUUGACCUGGACUUGAAGUUGACACAACAGCUGUUGGAGUUUGAGAAGAGCUUAUCAGGGCCUGGCACAGAGCCAGAUAAAAUUUUACGCCACUUUUCAAUCAUGGAUUUUAGCUCCGAGAAGGAUAUUGUCCGAGGUUCCUCAAAGCUCAUCACCCAACAGGAGCUGCCUGAGAGGAGAAAGGCCCUAAGGCCACCGCCACCCCGUCCCUGUACCUCAGCAUCCCCUGCUUCCCAUUUGCUGGUGGACCGGAGCCUGAAACCUGAACCACCCUUGGCAGUGCGACCCUCUCGCCCAGCUCCCCUGCCUCCCUCCGCACAGCAGAGAAUGAACGCAGCACCCCCCAAGCUCCUCACCUCUAACCAUCCUAGCUGUGAGACCCUAGAAAAGGAGGCCCCUGAGAGUACGGAAAAAACUUUGGACCAAACUUCCCCAUGUCCCUUAGUAUUGGUGAGGAUCCAGGAAAUGGAACAGGACCUGGAAAUGUAUAGCAGAGCUCAAGAAGAGCUCAACUUAAUGCUAGAGGAGAAGCUAGAAGAACCAUUAAGAGCAGAGACCCUGGAGAGGCUUGAAUUCUGUGAGAGCAACAUCGAAAGUUUGAACAUGGAACUUCAGCAACUUAGAGAAAUGACGUUCCUCUCCUCCCAGUCUUCAUCAUCUGUGUCCCCUUCUGGGUCUGUGUCCACAGAAAACCCAGGACAGAGGAUGCUGGAGAAGAGAGCCAAGGUGGUAGAGGAGCUUCAUCAGACGGAACGAGACUACAUUCGGGAUCUGGAAAUGUGUAUUGAGCGGAUCAUGGUGCCCCUGCAGCAGGCACAGAUACCCAACAUUGAUUUUGAGGGACUUUUUGGAAAUAUGCAGAUGGUGAUUAAGGUCGCAAAGCAAUUAUUGGCUGAUCUGGAAAUCAGCGAUGCUGUAGGACCUGUGUUUCUUGAUCACCGGGAUGAGCUCGAGGGAACAUACAAGGUUUACUGCCAGAAUCAUGAUGAGGCCAUCUCGCUGCUGGAAAUCUAUGAGAAGGAUGAGAAGAUCCAGAAGCAUCUUCAGGACUCCUUGGCAGAGCUGAAGAUCCUGUACACCGAAUGGGGAUGCACAAACUAUAUUAACCUGGGCUCCUUCCUCAUCAAACCAGUGCAGAGAGUAAUGCUUUACCCACUGCUGCUAAUGGAGUUGCUGAAUUCCACCCCAGAAUCCCACCCAGACAAAGUGCCUUUGACCAAUGCAGUCCUGGCCGUCAAGGAAAUCAAUGUGAACAUUAACGAAUAUAAACGUCGGAAGGACCUGGUCCUCAAGUACCGGAAGGCUGAUGAAGAUAGUCUCAUGGAGAAGAUUUCCAAGCUGAACAUCCACUCCAUCAUCAAGAAGUCCAACCGCGUUAGCAGUCACCUGAAGCACCUCACUGGCUUUGCUCCACAGAUAAAAGAUGAAGUAUUUGAAGAAACAGAAAAGAACUUUCGGAUGCAAGAAAGGCUGAUCAAAUCUUUUAUCCGAGACCUGUCUCUCUACCUCCAGCACAUCCGGGAAUCAGCAUGUGUGAAAGUGGUGGCUGCCGUCAGCAUGUGGGAUGUGUGCAUGGAGAAGGGACACAAAGACUUGGAACAGUUUGAGAAGGUGCAUCGCUACAUCAGUGACCAGCUCUUCACAAAUUUUAAGGAGAGGACGGAGCGGCUUGUCAUCGCUCCCCUAAAUCAGUUACUGAGCAUGUUUACAGGGCCCCACAAGCUGGUACAGAAGCGCUUCGAUAAGCUCCUAGACUUCUAUAACUGUACAGAGCGGGCGGAGAAGCUAAAGGACAAGAAGACGCUGGAGGAGCUGCAGUCGGCCCGGAACAACUACGAGGCCCUGAACGCCCAGCUGCUGGACGAGCUGCCCAAGUUCCACCAGCUCGCCCAGGGCCUCUUCACCAACUGCAUCCACGGCUAUGCCGAGGCCCACUGUGACUUCGUGCACCAGGCCCUGGAGCAGCUGAAGCCGCUACUCUCAUUACUGAAAGUGGCCGGCAGAGAGGGAAACCUUAUUGCCAUCUUCCAUGAAGAGCACAGCCGAGCUCUGCAGCAACUCCAGGUUUUCACCUUCUUCCCAGAGACUCUGCCAGCUACCAAGAGGCCGUUUGAGAGGAAAGCCGUGGACCGCCAGUCUGCCCGAAAGCCCCUCCUGGGCCUGCCAAGUUAUAUGCUGCAGUCAGAAGAACUCCGGGCCUCCCUUCUGGCAAGGUAUCCCCCCGAAAAACUCUUCCAAGCAGAACGGAACUUCAAUGCUGCUCAAGACUUGGAUGUCUCACUUCUGGAAGGUGAUCUGGUGGGCGUGAUCAAAAAGAAGGAUCCCAUGGGCAGUCAGAACCGCUGGCUGAUUGACAAUGGAGUCACCAAAGGUUUUGUAUACAGCUCCUUCCUGAGGCCCUACAAUGCCCGUCGCAGCCACUCAGACGUCUCUGUCGGCAGCCACUCCUCUACUGAGUCGGAGCACAGUGGUUCUUCCCCCAGGUUCCCACGGCAGAACAGCAACAGCACCUUGACCUUCAACCCCAGCAGCAUGGCUGUGUCCUUUACCUCAGGGCCUUGCCGGAAGCAGCCUCAAGAUGCAUCUUCAUUGAAGGAACUUGACCAGGGAACUCUCAGUGCCUCCUUAAACCUGGGCAGCUCAGAGAGCAGUCCUCCCAGCUGCCCUUCAGACCCACACUCCACCUCUCAGCCCAGGCCCUGGGACUCUUUCUCCCUCACACAGGUCUAUUUUGCUGUCUAUACCUUCAAGGCACGGAACCCAAAUGAACUGAGUGUGUCAGCCAAUCAGAGACUCAAGAUCCUGGAGUUUAAAGACGUCACGGGCAAUACGGAGUGGUGGUUAGCCGAAGUCAGUGGGAAGAAGGGCUAUGUUCCAUCCAAUUAUAUUCGCAAAGCUGAGUACACCUGAACCUGCUCUGCCUCCCACUCAACCUUACUGCCCUCACUUCCUUCUGCUGAGGGGUCCUGGUGGUCCACGGAGAGGGCACCUGCUCCGGACACACAGACCCUGUCCGCAUUGCUUACCCACGCCACAGUGGAGCACAAGAUAAGUCUUAUUCUCCUCAAUUGGGUUGUCAUCCUUGAUGCUCACUAGAAUUUCUAGAAUUUGAAAUGGAUCCUGGGGCUUGAACAUAAUUCACUAACCAUGAGAAGAGAGGCUAGUCCCAGGGUCAGCCUCUGGAAAUGAGAAAUUUCCAGUCAGAAGACCAGUAUCCCAUGAAUGCUGGAAGCUGUGUGAUAGCAUUAGAAGAUGUUGGUGUUGGUUGUACCAUACUGAGUUUGGCGUGGUCCCAUGCUCCACGGUCACAUGACCAGAAACCGACUUGGAUGAAGAGAAUUCUCUGGAAGCCCUUUUAGGCUGUGCCUCUGCCUGUGGCAAGGAGUUUGUUAAGACUGUAUACCAACUCUGGUGUUUCAAAGCCUCAGUGUCACAUUUACACACACAGACACACACGCCCCCACGUCUCCCCCCCACCCCCCCAGUUUCCAGAAGUCCUUAAAACACUACCAUCUGUAAUCUUUUUCUUAUUUCACUUCAUUUCCAGAUUAGUUAUGCAAAAUUCAGCUGCUUUCUUUCACCUUUUGAAAAGCGUUUAGAGUGUUCAUCUUCCUUCAACCUCCAUCUGAAAGAUUUUCUUCCCUUAGGUGCAGUCAUCUUCACCUUUCUGACAGUCGUCUCUGCUUUACACAGUCUGUGCGUGAUACUCUCUCCUACAACCCAAUAACCAGUAGGUUUUCCUAGGAGAACAGUAUCAGAGCUUCAGCCAUGCCAUUAAAAGGAUUCGCUCUGCAGUGAGCUGAUUCCAGUCCAGCCUGUGGAAGACUAGAUGCCUUUCUCCACCAUCCAAGCACUCUACUAUCUACAGAUACAGAAAACAACUCAUGUGUCUUUGAAUUAGGAUAAGCAUCUCCAAAGCAGCUUAUCCUAGACUUGGAAAUAAGGAUUUUCUGUUUCACCUCAAAUCUCCAUGCUUCAGAGACCACAGUCUAAGCCAAACAUUCUAAAGUGCCUGAUCAAAAUAGGUUCCAUGGUGUAAUGGUUGGCACUCUGGACUCUAAAGUGCCUGCUCGUACCUUUCUCUGACCUCGGGAAGAGAUUUGCUAAUCCUCCCCCAUGUGUCUGUUGGUCGGUCAGAAGGCAGCAAUGUGAGCCUCUUGUGAAUAGUGUUUAUAUUUAGAGGUGUUUAUAUUGAAGUAGUUAUUUUAUAAAUAAAAGCAUUUCUAAGGGC
Molecule: messenger RNA, 5968 nt
Organism: Hipposideros armiger (great roundleaf bat)
Lineage: Eukaryota; Metazoa; Chordata; Mammalia; Chiroptera; Hipposideridae
Gene: DNMBP
Product: dynamin binding protein
Exons: 17
Coding region: 88-4647 (1519 amino acids)
Biological process (GO): cilium assembly
Cellular component (GO): cytoplasm
Molecular function (GO): guanyl-nucleotide exchange factor activity; protein binding
Source: RefSeq, a predicted model, not a curated record